AGGGGUCGUAGUUUCCCGGAGGCGGAGGAGGGAGGAGGAGGGUGCGUUCCCGCAGCAACAGGGAAGAUGGCAGCGCUCACAUCUCUCAGCCAGAUGUCAAGUGGGAGUCCUGUCUUUGAGAACCUUUACAGACAGGUGGAUCCAGGGAACACAGGCAGGGUAGGACCAACAGAAGCUGCCCUCUUCUUGAAAAAGUCUGGACUUCCAGACGUCACGUUGGGAAAGAUUUGGGAUUUGGCCGACCCAGAUGGAAAAGGCUACCUGGACAAGCAGGGCUUCUACGUGGCUCUGAGGCUUGUGGCGUGCGCGCAGAGCGGCCACGACAUCAGCCUGUCCAGCCUCAACGCCACCGUGCCGCCCCCCAAGUUUAAGGACACCGGCAGCCCUUCCCUCUGCGGCUCCACAGAACCUCACUGGGCCGUCAGGCCGGAGGAGAAAAGCAAAUUCGAUGGGAUCUUUGAAAGUCUGUCGCCGAUCAACGGCCUGCUGUCGGGAGAGAAGGUGCGACCCGUCCUGAUCAACUCCAAGCUGUCUCUGGACAUCCUCGGGAAGGUUUGGGACCUGAGCGACAUCGACAAAGACGGACACCUGGACAAGGACGAGUUUGCCGUGGCCAUGCACCUGGUGUACCGGGCCCUGGAGAAGGAGCCAGUCCCGGUCCACCUGCCCUCCACCCUCAUCCCUUUGUCCAAGAGGAAAAGGAGCCUGGGCUCGGUGGGCGGCGGCGCACCCUCUCUACCCGCCAGCCCCCCGCCACCCAAAGACUCCCUGCGCUCCACGCCGUCACACGGGAGCAUGAACUCCCUGAACAGCACGGGCAGCCUGUCCCCCAAACACUCCCUCAAGUCUGGACAGCACUCCCUCAACUGGGUGGUCCCGGUGCCAGACCGCGGUCGCUAUGACGACAUCUUCCUGAAAACGGACGCCGACCUGGAUGGUUUUGUGAGCGGACUGGAGGUGAAGGAGAUCUUCAUGCAGUCUGGACUCUCCCAGGGCGUCCUCGCACACAUUUGGGCUCUGGCCGACACCAGACAGAUGGGCAAGUUGACCAGGGAGCAGUUCUCCCUCGCCAUGCAUCUCAUCCAGCUGAAGGUCAGCAAGGGUUUGGACCCCCCUCAGACUCUGACGGCCGACAUGAUCCCACCUUCUGAGAGAGGAACUCCAGUCCCAAGCAUGUCGGGGUACUUGACGCCAGUGGGGUCCGAAAUAGCGGCGCUGUCGGAGAUGAGGAGGGACAGUUCCAGCUCGGUGGGUUCAGGCGACUUCACGGGCAUCAAGGAGCUGGACGACAUCAGCCAGGAGAUCGCCCAGCUGCAGAGCACUCUUGCCUUUACCCAGUGGAAUACUAUCAGGGAGAAGUACACUCUGGAGCAGGACAUCAGGGAGGCAGAAGAGUCCAUCAGGCAUAAGAGUGCUGAGGUGCAGGACAUGCAGAACGAGCUGGACCGAGAGACGGCCUGCCUGCAGGAGCUGGAGGCGCAGAAACAGGACGCCCAGGACCGCCUGGAGGAGAUGGACCAGCAGAAACACAAACUGGAGGACAUGCUGAAUGAAGUCCGGAUGAAAUGUCAGGAGGAGUCUCAGAUGAUCUCAACACUCCAGAGUCAGAUCCACUCUCAGGAGUCGGACCUGCAGAACCAGGAGGAGGAGCUGAGCCGGGCCAAGGCCGACCUGGGCCGGCUGCAACAGGAGGAGGACCAGCUGGAGCAGAGUCUGGCGGCGGGCAAGAUCCAACUGGAGACCAUCAUCAAGUCCCUGAAGGCCACGCAGGACGAGAUCAACCAGGCCCGCAGUAAGUUGUCCCAAAUCCAGGACAGCCAACAGGAAGUCUCCAAAAGCAUCGAACAAUACAACAGCACCCUGAACGGAACCCACGGCGGCAGCAUGACCAACCUGGCCGACAUGAGCGAAGGGUUCAGCGAUAGAGAGAACGGAGCCUUCAGCACAUCUUCCCAGGAGGAUCCGUUCAAAGUGAAGCCCUCAGUGUUCAACAAUCAGCCUCAAGAACUUCACACCGACCCCUUCCACUCCGAGGACCCUUUCAGGGCCGACCCCUUCAAAGGUGACCCUUUCCAAAAUGACCCCUUUGCAAAGCCGCCAGCAGCGCCUGCAGAUCCGUUUGGAGGCGACCCGUUCAAAGAGACAGACCCCUUCAAAGCAUCCUCUGAAGAUUUCUUCAAGAAGACCACAAAGUUGGAUCCUUUCGGCGCGUCGGACCCCUUCAGCAAGAGUGCCACCUUACCUUCCAAGCAGCAAAUCAGUCACUUCACAAGCAGCGACCCGUUCUCCUCCGGCAAUCCCAAAUCCAAAGGAGCAGACCUGUUUGGCGCUUUGGAUCCGUUCGGCAGCAGCUCGUUCAGCAGCAGUAACAGCUCGGCCGGCUUUGCGGACUUCAGCCACAUGGCCAAGCCCAGGGACCCGUUUGAAGGCCGCGCCGGGUGGCUGCCGGACUACCAGAAGGGGGCCUUCGUGGACGACCCGUUCGGGAGAAAGAACGACACGCCCGCGCUGCCGCCCAAGAAAGGGGUUCCUCCGAGGCCAAAACCCCCGAGUGGUAAUACGACCCCAGUGAGCAUGUCAGGGGAACCCUCCAAACCAUGUGACCCCUUCCAGCCGUUCGGCAGGGACGCCGUGGACCCCUUCCAGAGUAAAAAAGUCUCGGGAGACCCUUUCAGCGGCAAAGACCCUUUCGCUCCAUCCCUAGCAUCAAGGCCCGACAAAGCAAAGUUUGGCAACGAGGCGCAGCAGCUGGAGUGGGCCAAGCGAGAGAGCGAGCGGGCGGAGCGCGAGCGUCUGAAGCGUCUGAGGCAGCAGGAGCAGGAGGACCUGGAGCUCGCCAUCGCCCUCAGCAAGGCCGAGAUGUCCAACGCGUGACCGGUACCUCGUCCCCCGCCCCCGCUGGGGGGUCUCACACCAGAACACAGACUUUGAGUUCAUGGGCACUCACACACACACACACACACCUACACACACACACAUAAUGAAUGGAGAAGAAAUAAGCACACCAGGAUCAGGACAGGUCAUCAGUAGGAACUCUGUGGGACGAUGCGUUCACUGGACCAAGUGUUGUUAGUGAACUCUGGACCGUGUGGUUCUGGUGCUACUAAACGCUCCAGACUGACUUUGAUAUAGUUCAGACUUAGGCGCUCCUCAUCUUCUAGAACCUCAAGUACACCACCACGUGUGGGUUUGUUUUUUGUUUUUUGCUGGAGAACUCAUCAUUAACAAUUCACUGUGACCAGAAGUCCACCCUAACGUUCACAAGGCUGUGGUUCUUCUUCAUGGGACUGCGUCUUAGCGAAGUCCUUCAGAUGGCUCCAAAGGCUUUUUUUUUAGCUUUUUAUUUCCAAGCAAGGACGGAAGAAAAGUUCAAGUUAAAAGUUCAAGUAGCAAUGAUAGUCACACACACACACACACACACACUAGGUGUGGCGAGAUUAUUCUCUGCAUUUGACCCAUCACCCUUGAUCACCCCCCUGGGAGGUGAGGGGAGCAGUGAGCAGCAGCGGUGGCCGCGCCCGGGUAUCAUUUUUUGGGUGAUUUAACCCAAAAAUCCU
Nerophis lumbriciformis (worm pipefish) is the source of this 3557-nucleotide messenger RNA. It is a transcript of the gene eps15l1a, whose product is annotated as epidermal growth factor receptor pathway substrate 15-like 1a. Gene Ontology annotation, cellular component: clathrin coat of coated pit; cytoplasm; plasma membrane. Gene Ontology annotation, molecular function: calcium ion binding; cadherin binding. Gene Ontology annotation, biological process: endosomal transport; endocytosis. Lineage: Eukaryota; Metazoa; Chordata; Actinopteri; Syngnathiformes; Syngnathidae. The record is from RefSeq and is a predicted model, not a curated record.